AUGCGUGCCUCCAUCAUCAUCGCCUCUCUCUCCACCUUGGCCAUGGGUGCCAUCGCGGCUGACUCGUCCAGCUCCGUCGAGGGUAACCCUGCCACUCAAUACCUCACUCAGACCAACUCUUUGGGUGUCGUGACUGGCCAGCCUCUCCCCGUGACCACACAGCCUGCCGCAGUUACCUCCCAGCAGCCUGCUGCCUCGAUUCCUGCCGGUCUCUCUGAGCCGGUAGUCACUCCGGCCACAAACACUGGCUCCUCCUCUUCCUCCAGCAGCGGCAGCGUUCCUACUCCCAUGGGAAGCGCCUCUGCCUCCAUGAGCGGCUUCUCCUCCGUCCGGAUGAGCUCGACCAAGACCUCCUCCGGCAUGGUCACCAUGACUGGCACAUCCACCUCCACCGCCACCGAGACGGACUCCUCUUCCUCCAGCGAGUCAUCGGGGGCUUCGGCCGCCUCCUCCACCGUCUCCAAGGGAGCUGCGAUGGCCACCGCUGCACCCAUGGGUCUGGCCGGUCUGGCUGCCCUGGCCGCUUUCGCUCUGUAG
This is a messenger RNA of Penicillium oxalicum, 537 nucleotides long. RefSeq lists its product as uncharacterized. Bases 1 to 537 code for a protein of 178 amino acids. NCBI's taxonomy places the organism in Eukaryota, Fungi, Ascomycota, Eurotiomycetes, Eurotiales, Aspergillaceae. The record is from RefSeq and is a predicted model, not a curated record. The transcript is spliced from 2 exons.